This is a messenger RNA of Nannospalax galili (Upper Galilee mountains blind mole rat), 2334 nucleotides long. RefSeq names its product melanocortin 2 receptor accessory protein 2 (gene Mrap2). Gene Ontology annotation, biological process: protein localization to plasma membrane; regulation of adenylate cyclase-activating G protein-coupled receptor signaling pathway. Gene Ontology annotation, molecular function: signaling receptor regulator activity; corticotropin hormone receptor binding; type 1 melanocortin receptor binding. The transcript has 4 exons. Bases 282 to 908 code for a protein of 208 amino acids. NCBI's taxonomy places the organism in Eukaryota, Metazoa, Chordata, Mammalia, Rodentia, Spalacidae. Gene Ontology annotation, cellular component: plasma membrane; endoplasmic reticulum. The record is from RefSeq and is a predicted model, not a curated record.
UUUGCUGGGGCAGGUUCUGACAGUGGGAGCUGUGAAGUGUGCUCCCAGGACCCCCUCCAAACUCGCCUCCUCAGGUGUCCCGGGGCUGGGGAGGUUUCUGGGAACUCAGCCCCAGCCUCCGUGCCCAGCACCGCCUCCGCCGCAGGUCGCGAGCGCGCAUCCUCGCAGCACCGUGGCGCAGGGAGCGGCUCACCCAGCCGAGCGGCCAGAGGCAGCGGCAGCGGUGGGGCUCGCUCACCUGGGAGGACCUGGGACCGGGCCGAGCCUGCGGUAACCCGGGGAUGGAGAUGUCUUCCCAGAGGUUAAUUUCUAACAGAACCUCCUUGCAGUCUGCAUCAAAUUCUGAUUACACCUGGGAAUAUGAGUACUAUGAGAUUGGGCCUGUUUCCUUUGAAGGACUGAAGGCUCAUAAAUAUUCCAUUGUGAUUGGAUUUUGGGUUGGUCUUGCAGUCUUUGUGAUUUUCAUGUUUUUUGUGCUGACUUUACUGACAAAGACGGGUGCCCCACACCAAGACAAUACAGAGUCCUCAGAGAAGAGAUUCAGAAUGAACAGCUUUGUGUCGGACUUUGGAAAACCACUGGAACCCGAUAAGGUGUUUUCUCGUCAGGGCAAUGAGGAGUCCAGGUCUCUCUUUCACUGCUACAUCAACGAAGUGGAGCACUUGGACAAGGUCAAAGCUUGUCAGCAAACGACAGCCAUUGACAGUGAUGUCCAACUCCAGGAAGCCAUCAGAAGCAGUGGGCGGCAAGAGGAGGAGCUGAACAGGUUCAUGAAGUUUGACAUCCCCAACUUUGUGAACACUGACCAGAACUCCUCCUUUGGCGAGGAUGAUCUUCUCAUUUCAGAACCACCUUUUGCUCUAGAAAAUAAGCCAGUUUCUCAGAUCUCACACAAAGACCUGGACUGAGAAACAUAGUUCUGUUUUUCUGCAGAUGUAUUCUGUCUUUUUAUAGCAAGAAAUCUCCAUCCACUAAAGUUGUGUGUGUAUGUGUGUGUGUGUGUGAGAGAGAGAGCGAGAGAGAGGAGAGAGAGAGAGAGAGAGAGAAAGAGAGAGUGAGAGAGAGAAAGAGAGAGAGCUGAUUAAUGCCUAAGGCUGGGACUGAGUGGUAGAUUUGGGGCAGAAGGCAUCAACUUUUACUGGGAUUUCCCUCCACACACAUAGUUUUCAACCCAUUUAGGAUGGUUUGUUUGUUGCAUUAAAAUGCAUUUAUGUUAUCUCAUCUUCCUUAUUGAACAUUCAGCCACUUACACAAGUGAACGCUCCUAAAUGAGGGUUAGGUCACUGCAUUCUGAUCUAGCCUGUUGCUACCAUGUUCUAUGCCUUUAACAAAACCACCUUAUCUCCUUGGGCCACUAUGCUUUUAAAGGCAAGGUGGCAUGUCUUGAUUAGCUGACUCGCCCCUCUAGGAUCCUGUGAACUUACCACUUUGCAACCAAACAAGCUAAAGUAUAAUAUAUGUAAAACAGAGCAGUGCUUCCUAGCUUUCAUUGUAGUUUUUCCCGAUCUUGGUACCUUCCACUCAGCCCUUUAGGAAGUUACACUUUGGUUAGAGGAUCUUUACCAGGGUAUCAAGAGACUCACACAAAACUGUGGGUAAAGUUUCUGCUGAGUUAACCUGAGAAACUCCAACCAUUUGUGCUCAAACCUGGUGAUAGCUCUGACCCCAGUGAGUACCAGCCUAAGGUAUCUCACAGGUAUUUGUGUUCUCAAGAAAUAUAGGGUAGGUUGUCCUCUGGCUGAUGCUGGUUCUUCUGGGUGUGCUGUGUUGGUGUCUCUGUGGUCACACUGCUGAACUACUGGCUUUAGAAUAAUAAACUACCAUCUGCCAUGCUGUCUGCUUCCUUGGCAGAUGUGCAGGCUUCCUCUGGCUUGGAGCUGAGAUGAUCAGUGGGUUGUAUAUAUCUCAGUAAUAGGUAUUCAGGGUGAUAUGUUAAUGUGAGCAACAUGGAGUUCAUGUUACAAAGGAAGCAACCCUUCUUGAUGGUAUUGGAAACAACUUGGUUUUGCAGUUGUCUGCAUGGCCAACUCUAAUCUUGGAGUAGCAUUUUCACUAUGAGUUGUCUUGCUUAAGCUACAAAAUAAAUGUAUUUGCACAGGAUUUUUCUCUGGUUUUAAUACAAUCAAUUUUUCAUUCCUUUAAAAGGCUGCAUCAUGUUGUCAAUGUCUCCUGAGCAUGUGUGCUGAUUCUAUCAUCUAAGGGAUCCUAGUAAUCAGAGCCAUGCACAAGUUUCAUUUAGAAAUUACUCCAUGAAAAUACAUUCCUUUACUGUCCUUUCUUAACAUUUUAAAAAAAAUAUUUUUAUUUUAUGCGUAUGAUUAUAUUGCCUGCAAG